Atta colombica is the source of this 2423-nucleotide messenger RNA. Its product is annotated as transmembrane protein 62-like. NCBI's taxonomy places the organism in Eukaryota, Metazoa, Arthropoda, Insecta, Hymenoptera, Formicidae. The coding region runs from base 411 to 2423 and encodes 670 amino acids. The record is from RefSeq and is a predicted model, not a curated record. The transcript is spliced from 14 exons.
AUGUGCAUUUUCACAAGCUUUACGAUUCAUUUGAAUAAUCAGCUACGAUCAUCAGUAAAAGAGAAAUAAUAAAAGAAGACGGCGAUUGAGAAUUAAAACAUGCUUUUUCUCAUAGCAAGUGAUUAGAAUCAAUGUAAACAGCAAGAUGAUUGGUUUAAAAAGCAUAAUGCAGUCUUGAACUGUGGAACUCGAGCCGUGAAUGCAAGGGACACCAUGAGCGAUCCAAAUCGCUCGAUCGUCCUUCCUUCGUGCUCAUUUGUCCGGAAUAAAUGUCUGAUACGUACAUGCACUUCCAUAUGUAAAUAAGUGUGAAUAAGUAACGCGGCUGUACGCUGGGAUCAAGACAGACGAAGACAACCAGACUUUACCCAAUCUAGUAACGCACGAUCUCGUAAAAUAUUGUCGUAGUGAUGAAAAUAUCAAAGUCCACUGUUAUUCUCCUGGUUCUGAUGCUGAUAUUCUCCAUCUUGAUGGCGAAUAUAGCUGAUUUGAUCAGCAUCAAUCCUCAUUUUCCAGAUGAAACCUUGGGAGACAAUAACGGAAAGAUACAGUGGACUGAACCAAAGUAUUAUAACAUAGCAAAUUCAUAUAAUCACUUAAUAUGGUUCCUACAGAUAACUGAUAUACAUAUAAGUAUCUUUAGGGAUCCAUCUAGGCUAUCAGAGUUCAAGGAAUUCUGUAAUGUGACAGUAAAUUCUAUUCAGCCUAGAGUUGUUCUUGCUUCUGGAGAUUUGACUGAUGCUGUAGCUAAAGAUGGAUUUGGUUCUAAACAAGAACACCGAGAAUGGCAACAUUAUAGAUACAUAAUAGAUCAGACUAAUGUCAGCAAGAAAGUUUUAUGGUUAGAUGUCAGAGGAAAUCAUGACAAUUUCGACAUCAUCAAUUUUGAUUCCAAAAAUAACUAUUAUUUAUACUAUUCUAUUCAAGGGAAGAAACAUCCCAGAUCUUACAUGUACAAUAUUGAUACUGGUCUUGAAACAUACUCCUUUAUUGCAAUUGACGCUUGCUUGAAACCAGGUCCUAAGAGACCAUUUAAUUUCAUUGGUAUUUUAGAUCAGGAUGAGAUUAAUAGGAUACAACAGUUAAUUAAUCGAUCAAAAGAAAACAAUGCUGCUCAUGCAGUUGUGUUUGGGCAUUAUCCUACAUCCAGCAUAAUAUCACAAGCUGACACAAAUAUCAGAAAUAUUUUAGGUAGCCACAAAGAAAGUAUGGUGUAUCUGUGUGGCCACUUCCAUACACUUGGCAAUAUGGUACCCAACAUGUACUCUUUACAAAAGAUGGGUUUCCUUGAGCUAGAAUUAGCAGAUUGGAAAGACAAUAGAAUGUAUCGCCUCGCCGCAAUAGAUCAUGGCCAAUUCUCAUUUAUUGAUAUAAAACACAAUGAUUGGCCUGUAAUAUUAAUCACCAAUCCAAAAAAUAUGCUAUUUAUGAUGCCACAAAAAGAAAAUUUGGAAUCUAUUAUCAAAUCCACGCAUGUCAGAAUACUAGCAUUUUCUACGGUUCCGUUAAAAACUGUCGAAAUUCAAUUAGAUAAUGAUGUUUGGCAAAAAUGUGAUCAUGUAAAUGGACCUCUCUAUGUAUUGCCAUGGAACUCGACGAGAUAUAAGGAGGGUAUUCAUCAGAUAACAGUAUGUGUAGUUGAUAAUGAAAACAGAAGGAAAAUUGUAUCAUAUUCUUUUUCCCUUGAUGGAUCAUGGUUAUCCGUUUCUAUUCUUCCAAAGUUAGUACUGAUGGCUAACAUAGUUUAUAUUUUUCAGUUCCUAUUCCUCGUUACAUUGAUAUUAGCAAUUAUUCCGCUGUGCUUCCUUCGAUUCGUUCACAUGUAUUACAAGAAUAACCGAAUAGAACUACCGCGGCGACGUAUGAAGUUCUUUCAUUUGUGGCUGAGGAAAUUAUGGAUACUAUCCGCUGUUGAUAGAGUAUUUUAUGGACUAGUGCUAUAUACGUUAUAUUUUGCCGUCGGUCCAUGGACCAUGGGAGAAAUAAUUGAAGAUCACACAGGUGUAAUUUUUGUGUGGGGAACAUUCAUCGGAAACAUGUAUUUACCAGGCGGCUUAACUUAUGCUUAUGGAUUCCUUCAGUUACUGUGUUUCCAUUUGCCUCUUACAAUAAUUUUAGCGCAUCACAUUGAUCGUAGAUUACGAGAUGCUGAAUGUCCUUCGCGAGUCUUGUCAAAAUUCCAUACAAUUUGGCGAUUUUUACCAAUUUUAAUAAUAAUCUUAUUACAAUUUGUUCUGGGCUAUUUCUUAUAUCUAGAAUAUGGUACAACAGCAAUAUUACUAUGUCCAUUACGAACGGGAAGUAUUAUUGUAGCAGCAGCACUAUCUUAUUCUAUUGCCACAAUGCCGGUUUCAUGCUUAAAGUCUGCUGCAUCUGUAUGGUGUACUAAUGGAGUUAUUGAUAAUAAUAAUGCAAUUCAAUAA